Aspergillus heteromorphus CBS 117.55 is the source of this 1563-nucleotide messenger RNA. RefSeq names its product bZIP transcription factor atfA (gene atfA). Gene Ontology annotation, molecular function: DNA-binding transcription factor activity, RNA polymerase II-specific; RNA polymerase II cis-regulatory region sequence-specific DNA binding. Gene Ontology annotation, biological process: regulation of transcription by RNA polymerase II. The record is from RefSeq and is a predicted model, not a curated record. The transcript has 3 exons. Lineage: Eukaryota; Fungi; Ascomycota; Eurotiomycetes; Eurotiales; Aspergillaceae. The coding region runs from base 1 to 1563 and encodes 520 amino acids.
AUGUCUGCGGCGGUUGCUUCGACAGUUUCCACCACUAUAACACAUCAUUCUGAUCCGCGUAAUUCUUCCCCAAUGGACGCGAAAAAGGCGGGCUUAGACAAUGAAGACUCUCGGGCGACGUCUUCGGAUAUCAAAGAUACGAAGCCUGAAGUAGAUGGUCAAUCCUCGCUGGCGCCGCCUCCACGUCCAGCCAUAACAAGCACUACUGACACUCCUGAUUACUUCAACUCAGUCCACAACCCUUUCUCUCUAGAGCCCAACCCUUUCGAACAGUCCUUCGGCAGUGGUGGCUCGUCGAGUGAAACCCCGGGAAAAUCGAUCCUUCCCCCGGUCGCAGCCCUCACCUCUCCUGCCCUACCAGGCGCUACCUCCGCUGGUGGUGGCUAUAGCUGGUCAAACUCAUUGCGCUCUGGCCCGUUGAGCCCUGCCAUGCUGGCGGGCCCGACUGGCUCUAGUGAUUACUUUGACAGCAUCGGCCGGGGGUUUCCUACUCCCAACGAGUCGUCUCUUCGUACUGGACUAACCCCGGGCGGCGGGGGUUCUAUGUUCCCGGCCCCCAGCCCCAACUCCCAGGCGCUCUUGCAGCAACUGCAGAGCGGGGGAGCGACACCCUCCACCAUUGAAUUCCAUCGUACUGCCUUGAACGCUGCCAAGAAGAACAGCUUGAACGGGCCUACUUCUAACCCAACCACGGAGUCUGAUCCCGCUCAGAACUCCAGUAUGGAUGUUAAGCCAAACCAAUCCACCGGUGCCGAUCCAUUCGGUCACCAUGACGCAGCGGAUGCGGCUAAUGGGCUUUUCAUGCUUGCUAAAGGCGGGCAGGCGAAUCCCAACCAGUUCCCGGUUCCUAACCAGACGUCGAUCCAACCGCAAAGCCUCCAAAGUAACGAUCAGCCACGCGACCCUGCCGAUAGACGCAACUCUCAGAACAUGAACGGUGCAGUGAACGCUGGCCGAGAGACAAGUGGCGACGUCUCCGAUAUGCAGGGCGAGGCGAAGCCAGCUGGUAAGGGCAAGGCCAAGAAGGGCGCCGUAGCGAAGACCGCGAAUGCGGGAAAUAAUAGGCGCAAGGCCGAAGAUGCGCCCAAAGGGGGUAACAAAAAGGUCAAAACCAGUAAUGGACCUAGCAGUGUUGACCUCGAGCCUCCUUCCGAUAUGGGGGAGUCAGAUGACGACGACGAUGAAAUGAAGAGAAAGAACGGGGACACAAAGAAGAUGACCGACGAAGAAAAGAGAAAGAACUUCCUUGAGAGGAACAGGGUCGCGGCGCUCAAAUGCCGUCAGCGCAAGAAGCAGUGGCUUGCCAACCUUCAGGCAAAGGUUGAGUUGUUCACCUCGGAGAACGAUGCACUCACUGCCACCGUCACACAGCUUCGCGAGGAGAUCGUCAACCUCAAGACUCUAUUGCUUGCGCACAAAGAUUGCCCUGUCUCCCAAGCUCAGGGCAUUGGUCCCAUCAUGAUGAACGCCAUGCCGACAGGCUACGAGUCGCACCCGUACAACAUCCCGGGGGGCAUGGGAAUGCAACCUGGACCCAUCCCCGCACAGGCUAUGCGGCGAUAA